UGCACAUGCCUGGAAGAGGGUUGCCUGAUACACGAUUUCAUUCCGAGUGUUGUUAAAUUUCGGAGGCUGGAUUUUUUUUACCAGGAACAUCCGUACUACCUCGAUGGUCGACUGCUCUUCCUCAUCCUGGCCCAGUUUUGGCUAGCCGCUAGUUUCUUACUUCGAAAACAUCAUGCUAGACCGGUUUGUGUUCAGAGAGACGAAACCUUUGAGGUCAUCGGAACUUCAUAUGCCCCGAGCAAUCUCUGAAGCUACUUUCACGAUGGCUCUUUUCAUCGAUGGUGUAUAGCGUCGCUUUUGGUUCGAUCAUUUAUGAUGGGCCUCGUGUCGCGGAGUCAUUAUUUGACGAGCACAUUCCUCAGCCGAUUAAAGUUAGCACCCUUGCUGCAGAUCCCAAUGUGACAGUUAUCUCGUGGAUUGCGACUCAGGACAUGGUAUUCGCACACUUUGCGUACUCUGAGUUAGCAGAGUUGGCUUCGGACGAAUUUUCGGCAGGGAGCGCCCGUAGGACAGCCCUAUUUGGUAACCAAAAUAUAGCCUGA
This is a messenger RNA of Suillus subaureus, 542 nucleotides long. RefSeq lists its product as uncharacterized. The record is from RefSeq and is a predicted model, not a curated record. Lineage: Eukaryota; Fungi; Basidiomycota; Agaricomycetes; Boletales; Suillaceae. Bases 279 to 542 code for a protein of 87 amino acids. The transcript is spliced from 3 exons.